Messenger RNA from Oncorhynchus masou masou (cherry salmon), 3700 nucleotides. RefSeq names its product vesicle-associated membrane protein-associated protein A-like. Gene Ontology annotation, biological process: neuron projection development. NCBI's taxonomy places the organism in Eukaryota, Metazoa, Chordata, Actinopteri, Salmoniformes, Salmonidae. Bases 319 to 1086 code for a protein of 255 amino acids. The record is from RefSeq and is a predicted model, not a curated record. The transcript is spliced from 6 exons. Gene Ontology annotation, cellular component: plasma membrane; endoplasmic reticulum membrane. Gene Ontology annotation, molecular function: FFAT motif binding.
CAGCAGUAUUUACAUAGGAUGAGGAGCCAUGAUAAGGAUACAGUAUGAAAUAGCUGAACAGCUGAAAUACCUCUAUCAACAAAAUACCCAAUAACUUAAGUGACGUUAACUGGAAUCGCUCAAAUAAUAAAUAGCUAAGUAACUUUAUCAAAUCAGCUACAACAAGAUUAGUUUCUAAUAUAGACACACCACGUGAACGCGCACUAGAAUCGCGCGUUCAAAUAUUUGCUCCCGUGGCGUGUGCACGUUCAGUCAGCGACUGACUCGUUCAAUAGUAUUUCCAUCUGUCAGUGACUUCCUGACAACUGUAGCUAAAAUAUGUCAAAGUUAGAGCAGAUCCUUGUUCUCGAUCCUCCGUCUGACCUCAGAUUUAAAGGUCCUUUUACAGAAGUCAUCACCACCAACCUGAAGCUGAAGAACCCGUCUGAUAGAAGAGUAUGUUUCAAAGUGAAGACCACAGCUCCUAGGAGAUACUGUGUACGCCCAAACAGCGGCAUCAUAGAUGCAGGCGCCACCGUCACCAUCUCUGUAAUGCUCCAGCCCUUCGACUACGACCCCAAUGAGAAAAGUAAACACAAAUUCAUGGUCCAGAGUAUCUUUGCUCCUCCUAAUGAGUCUGAACUCGAUGCUAUGUGGAAAGAUGCGAAACCCGACGACCUCAUGGAUUCCAAGCUGAGAUGUGUAUUCGACCUGCCUCCUGAAAACGGUAGAGUGAAUGACGUGGAAGGGAGCACCGACGUUGCGGCGCCCGUGCAGAACUCGUCCAAGGCGGCGGACGUUCCCGUGGCGAAGGCGGCGGCGAAGACGCUCAGCGCCUCGAUGGACGACUCGGAGAUGAAGAAACUAUCAGAGGAGUGCAGGAGACUGCAGGCUGACAUGGGCAAACUGACCGAGGAGAACAGACAACUCAAGGACGACGGUGUUAGAAUGAGAAGAGCUGCCCAGCAUUCCGAUCACAUGACAUCAAAUCAGACAGGCUCCUCCUCCUCCAUGAUGCAACACACCACCGCAGCGUCCCUGCCCUCCCUCCUCGUCGUCAUAGCAGCCAUCUUCAUCGGCUUCUUCAUGGGGAAGUUCAUCUUGUAGACUGGGGUUGGCUCUGAAAUGGCACCCCAUUCCCUUGACCAGGGCCCUCAUGCGGAUGAGUCCCAUAGGGCUCUGGUCAAACGGUAAUGCACUACAUGGGGAAUAGGGUGCCAUUUGGGAUGUUGCGUUCUGAGAGACGCCUGCCGUAUCCCACGACAAUCCCACUGCUCCGGAAUCAAAAGGCCUUGAUGGAACUGACUAAUGACGAUGUAUUUCUGUUGACUUAGACAUAUCAGAAGUAGUGCUGUGAACCUCCAUUUGUCUGCAGUGACCAUGUCUGUCUGGUGUCUCUGUCUGUCUGGUCACACACACACACACACACACACACACACACACACACACACACACACACACACGGGAGAAAGAAAGAUUGCUCCUUGUUUUUGUUCUUUGAUGGAUGGACAGACAGGAUUGUGGAGGGGUAUGAUGGUUAUAUCCUAAAUGACACCCUAUUCCCGAUAUAGUGCACUAUUUAGUCCAAAGCCCUGUAAUGCCCUAGGUACCCUGGUAAAACGUUAGCGCACUAAAAAUGGAAUAGGCUGCUAUUUAGGACAUACAGGAAGAAGUACACUACCAAUCAACAUGGAGGACAGUUUAACUUGCAUCCCAAACGGCACACUAUCCCCUAUGUAGUGCACUACUUUUGAUAAGAGACAAUACUAAUUGAGCCCAGGUCUACAGUAGCCUGGUCCUAACCUCAGUCCUCAAUCCCAGGAUAUAGUAGCCUGGUCCUAACCUCCAGUCCUCAAUCCCAGGAUAUAGUAGCCUGGUCCUAACCUCCAGUCCUCAGCCCCAGGAUAUAGUAGCCUGGUCCUAACCUCCAGUCCUCAAUCCCAGGCCAGGAUAUAGUAGCCUGGUCCUAACCUCCAGUCCUGGAUAUAGUAGCCUGGUCCUAACCUCCAGGCCAGGAUAUAGUAGCCUGGUCCUAACCUCCAGGCCAGGAUAUAGUAGCCUGGUCCCAGAUCUGUUUGUGUUGUCUGGUUCUGGUCAAAAGUAGUGCCCUAGGGAGUAGGGUAUCAUUUGACUCCUAGAGUCGCCGUGGGCCUGAAGCAGUGGAAUAAACCAAGUGUUCUCUGUUGUGUUUAAUAAUAGUUAAAUGGAACAUUUAAGUGUCUUUUGUAAAUGUUAUUUUAAUCAUUUUUAAGAUAAAAAGGAGAGCACUACUUCUUCAAUCGUCAAAUACCGAUCACCUUUACUACCUGUUGCAUGGCAUCCCGGUGCAUUUUAGUGUGCUACUCGUGACCAGAGCACGAUGGACCCUAGUCAAAAGUAGUGCACUACACAGGGACGCAGCCAUAGACUACUUCAUUUGUUCUGUUUGUAAUUUCUCUACUUUCUAUUCCAUCUGGGAAAUAAUAGGUCCUUUCCUACCUGUCCUUUCCUACUUGUCCUUUCCUACCUGUCCUUUCCUUCCUGUCCUUUCCUUCCUGUCCUUUCCUUCCUGUCCUUUCCUUCCUGUCCUUUUCUACCUGUCCUUUUCUACCUGUCCUUUCCGUCCUGUCCUUUCCUACCUGUCCUUUCCUACCUGUCCUUUCCUUCCUGUCCUUUCCUUCCUGUCCUUUUCUACCUGUCCUUUUCUACCUGUCCUUUCCUACCUGUCCUUUCCUUCCUGUCCUUUCCUACCUGUCCUUUCCUUCCUGUCCUUUCCUUCCUGUCCUUUCCUUCCUGUCCUUUCCUACCUGUCCUUUCCUACCUGUCCUUUCCUACCUGUCCUUUCCUACCUGUCCUUUCCUUCCUCCCCUUUCCUACCUGUCCUUUCCUACCUGUCCUUUUCUACCUUUCCUUCCUGUCCUUUCCUUCCUGUCCUUUCCUUCCUGUCCUUUCCUACCUGUCCUUUCCUACCUGUCCUUUCCUACUCCUGACAAUACCAAUGUAGACUGUAUAUUAUUAUAAUCUUUUUCUCAGUGCAAAUCAUAUUAUAAUCCUUCUUUCCUUUUUUUUUUCGUUGAGUCAAAUGACUUUUGAGUCAACCCUCCCAUGGUUUUAAACCGAAGAAGAAAUCAAACUGAAAACAAUGUGGGUUUUGUUAGCGUUUCGUCUUCUGUCGUAGUCUCUUAGAAUAUACUGUACACUCUUCAUACCUCUUGACGUAACGGUUAAGGUCUUGGCUUGAUAGUCGCUGGACCAGGGUUCCGGUCAAGGCUAUGCCCUGAAUUCGCUACGUUGGUGUCAGUAGUGGGACGGUGCCCGUGAGGCCAUCGGGAGGGGAGUGUACACAUAAGGGACACACUCAGAUAUAAUGUCGAGAUGAGUAUGUCUCCGCCCCUGACAAUGGGAAUAGUUGUUUGCGGAACGGCACCCUGUCAAGCUCGGGUCUAUUCCUCUCUUUGGAUUGGUGGAUAUAUCUCGUUAUUUGAUGAGGGGUGUUGACCUCAUCAGCAUGUAUUCAAUGGAGAGUUAGACGCUAUGCUGGCCUCGUGAACAUGCAUAGACGCUAUGCUGGCCUCGUGAACAUGCAUAGACGCUAUGCUGGCCUCGUGAACAUGCAUAGACGCUAUGCUGGCCUCGUGAACAUGCAUAGACGCUAUGCUGGCCUCGUGAACAUGCAUAGAAAGUCUCGAAUCUCAAUGCCAACAACUCCAAUAUGAAUAAAAUAAAAAUCUACUCAAAGUUG